AUGGGUUUCGCCAUGGCUGGGAACAUCCGGAAGAAGAUACCGACAACAUCAACGCUGUUCAUCUAUGAUGUGCAUCGGCCAUCGUGCGAACGAUUUGAUUCGGAAUAUGAGUCAAUAGGCCCGGUGGUGAUGACCGAGUCCGUCAAGGAUCUCGCUACGUUCUCGGAUGUCGUGAUAUCCAUCGUCCCAACAGCAGACAAUGUUCGUCAGGUGUACCUAGACAAACAACGGGGCCUUUCAGCGGCCCCGAGAAAUCCCCACAGGUUAAUUUUGGAGUGCAGUACCAUAGAAUCAGCAUCAACACGGGAUAUUGGGAAUGCAUUGAGAGCAUGUGGUCAUGGUCACUAUGUGGACGCUCCUGUAUCGGGUGGUGUUCCUGCUGCAGAAGCAGGGACUCUCUCAUUCAUGAUUGGGAGCGAGCGGCCUUCGGAGACCGGAUCAGCUGAGGCAAUCUCUAUAGCUGCCCAUAUCAACGAGGUUUUGACUAUGCUCGGCAAGCCUGAAAAGUUCUUUUGGUGCGGUGGACUCGGGGCGGGUCUCGCAGCUAAGAUAAGCAACAAUUACAUCUCCUGCACCUUCUUGUUGGUAAUUGCAGAAGCGAUGGCAAUGGGCAUCAGGAAUGGUAUUGACCCAAAAUUGUUGCAAGAGGUCAUCCACAACUCUUCAGGCCAGAGCUUCAUGGGAGAUCACGUCAAUCCUGUCCCUGGGGUUGUGGCACACGCGCCCAGUAGUAACAAUUGGAAACUGGGUUUCAAGACUCAGAUGAUGAUCAAGGAUAUCGGACUCGGGAUCGAUGCAGCGAAGCAGGUUGGUAUAACACCAAGUAUGGCCGAGGCGGCGAUCAAAGUCUGGAAGAGGGCGGCGGAAGACCCAAGAUGCAUUGAUCGGGAUGGCUCGUCGAUAUGGCUUCACAUCAAUGAUAUCAAGGAAGAUCAAUGA
Exophiala spinifera is the source of this 939-nucleotide messenger RNA. RefSeq lists its product as uncharacterized. Bases 1 to 939 code for a protein of 312 amino acids. Gene Ontology annotation, cellular component: mitochondrion. Gene Ontology annotation, molecular function: 3-hydroxyisobutyrate dehydrogenase activity; NADP binding; NAD binding. The transcript is spliced from 2 exons. Gene Ontology annotation, biological process: L-valine catabolic process. Lineage: Eukaryota; Fungi; Ascomycota; Eurotiomycetes; Chaetothyriales; Herpotrichiellaceae. The record is from RefSeq and is a predicted model, not a curated record.